Molecule: messenger RNA, 567 nt
Organism: Cylicocyclus nassatus
Lineage: Eukaryota; Metazoa; Nematoda; Chromadorea; Rhabditida; Strongylidae
Source: the annotation of a GenBank genome assembly
CUCUACACGAAUUGUUUCACAUCGAACCUUAUAUGACACACUAAUCAUUCCCGGUCGUUUGCUUAGCAGCUCUAUUUUUCCCUUUUCAGAUUCACCAGCCACAUCUGCUCAAUGGAGCCGACUGAUGUCAGGAAGCACACUGUCGAAUCGCUUAAGGUUGCUCCUAUCGGCAGUGGCGGAGACUUUUACAGAUACUUUCUGGCAACUCACCCUGAGCACCGUAGAUUCUACAAAGGCGCUAAAAGUCACACUAGUGAAGAUAACUUAGAAAGCGAGAGAUUCGAUAAACUAGGAGACACAAUACUCUUGUUUGUUCACGUCUUGGCAAAUACAUUCGACAAUGAAUCGGUGUUUCGAGCUUACGUGCGCAAAGUGACGUUUAAGCAUAUUGAAGAAACAAUCAGUCCCGCACUUUGGAAGCAUUUCUGGGAAUAUUGGAUAGGAUUUCUGGAGAGCAAAGGUCCUACUUUGAGUGCAGAGGAGAAAUUCGCUUGGAAUAUAUUGGGUACAAUGUUCAACCACGAAUGCCAAACAUUUCUAGCCGCAAUGGAUCGCCUUCACGCAUGA